Molecule: messenger RNA, 2500 nt
Organism: Lindgomyces ingoldianus
Lineage: Eukaryota; Fungi; Ascomycota; Dothideomycetes; Pleosporales; Lindgomycetaceae
Exons: 4
Coding region: 78-2195 (705 amino acids)
Molecular function (GO): histone deacetylase activity
Source: RefSeq, a predicted model, not a curated record
CUCCCCCAAUCCUCGAGCGUCCGAAUCACCCCUCUCCCUUGUCCCUAUCCUACUCUAACUCCUCGAGCUUCUGCACCAUGGCGAACGCCACAGAUUCUUCCACCAGCGACCCCCUCAUCAAUGGCGCUGGUGCGUCCCCUAAGAAAGUCGCAUACUUUUAUGAUUCCGAUGUGGGUAACUAUGCCUAUGUCGCUGGCCACCCAAUGAAGCCGCACCGCAUACGCAUGGCCCAUAGUCUGAUCAUGAAUUAUGGUCUCUACACCAAGAUGGAGAUUUACCGCGCAAAGCCUGCCUCCAAAUACGAAAUGACGCAGUUUCACACGGACGAGUACAUUGACUUCCUCAACAAGGUCACGCCUGACAACAUGGACAACUUCGCCAAGGAGCAGAGCAAGUACAACGUCGGUGACGACUGCCCUGUCUUCGACGGUCUGUUCGAGUUCUGUGGCAUUAGCGCUGGCGGCACCAUGGAAGGUGCGGCCCGGCUGAACCGCGGCAAGUGCGAUGUCGCGGUGAACUGGGCUGGUGGUCUGCAUCACGCCAAGAAGAGCGAGGCCAGUGGGUUCUGCUACGUGAACGACAUCGUUCUUGGAAUCAUCGAGCUUCUAAGAUACAAGCAAAGAGUGCUCUACAUCGACAUCGAUGUUCAUCACGGCGACGGCGUCGAGGAGGCCUUCUACACAACCGAUCGCGUCAUGACGGCGUCCUUCCACAAGUACGGAGAGUACUUCCCUGGCACUGGAGAGCUGCGCGAUAUUGGCGUGGGAACCGGCAAGAACUACGCCGUCAACUUCCCCUUGCGGGACGGCAUCACCGAUGAGACCUACAAAAGCAUUUUCCAACCCGUGAUCCAGGCUGUCAUGGAUUUCUACGUCCCUGAAGCUAUUGUGCUACAGUGUGGUGGUGACAGUUUGUCUGGUGACAGGUUGGGUUGCUUCAAUCUGAGCAUGAACGGACAUGCAAAUUGUGUGAGAUUCGUAAAAACUUUCGGCGUGCCGGUUAUUGUGCUUGGCGGCGGUGGAUACACGAUGCGAAAUGUUGCGCGUACAUGGGCAUUUGAGACUGGAACGCUUGUGAACACGCCAAUGUCGAAGCAGCUACCCUUUAACGACUACUAUGAGUACUUUGCUCCUGAUUACGAACUCGAUGUCCGUCCGUCUAAUAUGGAGAAUGCAAACUCCUCCGACUACCUGACAAAGAUUAGAAACACAGUAAUUGACAAUAUUAGGCGGACUGGCAAACCCUCUGUAGAAGCUCUUUCGGAGGUCCCUAGGAACUCGCUUGGAGCUAUAUCUCGAGGGCUAGAAUCCGACGACGAGGACGAAAUGGAUGAUCUGGACGCCGAUGAACAUCCGGAUCAGCGUGUGACCCAGCGGCAGAGGGACCAGCAGAUCGAACACGAUGCUGAAUUCUACGAAGCCAGUGAUGACGAAGAUUACAAGGACAGCCUUGGCGUGCGGCGCCAACCCGGCGCAAUUCGAAGACGGAACAUCAUGGAUUACCAGAACCCGAAUGCUGUGCCCGAUGACAAUGGCGCAGAGACUCCAGACGGCCUGCGCGCUCUGAAUGGCGAGAGUGGGAGAACUACACACCAACCUUCUCCCGCACCAGGCCGCCGAUCUAUUUCCCGUGCAUCGUCAUCACGACCCGCGGCUACAAACGGCAAUGGUUUGACCGGCUCUCACAGCAACGGCACAUCAUCUCGGACAAGGACACCAGCCGUGCAGGCAGACGAUGACGGCGAUAUUACCAUGGAGGAGCCCGGCGAUGCUUCUCCAGGUGACGAGGCUGAAAGUUCUACUAGACUUGAAGCAGCUAACGCUACGGCUGCGGGCCCGCCUGAAGCCACAUCCCAGACUGUCCGUGCGGCGUCGUCACAGUCGAGGUCACCUGCUGGUGUGGUUACGCCUCCGGAAUCCCCGCCUGCGGCUUCGACUGCUGCUGCGAGUGGUGUUGGUGCUGGUUCUGGCGCUAGUGCUAGUGCUGGUACUUGUGCUGAUGCUAGUACUAGUGCCGAUGCUGAUGCUGAUGCUGGUGCUGGUGCUGGUGAUGAUGUUGAGAUGGACGAGGGUGAUAUUGAAGAGGACGUGAAGACUGAAGAGAAGGCUGAAGCCGAGAAAGGCGAUGCGUUGGAGCAGAGAGAGGAUGAAGAUGAAACAGUUGCGGCAAGGACCGAAGCCGCAAAGGAGGAGUGAGUGGGCCGGGAGGGUGCUGUGAAUAGUGAUCAUGGCAUUGAAAAUUUUGUUUCUGGGCAGUGUAUGUGGAGUUUUGGAUCGCAUGGGGUGGGAUGGGAUGGCUUUCUCUAUGUGUCUCUCGCAGGUUCUGCAAGGUGUUUGGGAAUACCUGGCACGGUGCUUUCUUGUGAUUUUUGUUAUAUUGGUCAAAUUUGCUCCAAGAUAGCUUCUCUGAAAGUCAUCUAGGUAGGAUUCGACGAGUGAUGCUAUGGCUACAUCCGGCAGGUGGCGUUAGAAGGGUUCAAGACCCUGAAGCCUGAUGAUUG